Messenger RNA from Lachnellula hyalina, 549 nucleotides. RefSeq lists its product as uncharacterized. The coding region runs from base 1 to 549 and encodes 182 amino acids. The transcript is spliced from 4 exons. Lineage: Eukaryota; Fungi; Ascomycota; Leotiomycetes; Helotiales; Lachnaceae. Gene Ontology annotation, molecular function: carbonate dehydratase activity; zinc ion binding. The record is from RefSeq and is a predicted model, not a curated record.
AUGAUUACAGGACCCGUUGUGGAGAUGUUAGCUCAUAGCAAGUUUGCAGCCACUUAUAAGUCCCCACCUGGCUUGCUCCAAAUGGCCACCGCUCUUCGUGCCUCUGGAAAAGGAGUCGUGGUUAUCUCUUGUUCCGAUCCGCGUCUCAACCCAUACGAAAUCCUAGGAAUCGAGGCAACUCUCAAAGCAACGAUGGUGAGAACUGCUGGUGGUAGAGCAUUCGAUGCGAUUCGGACAUUGGCGGUAUUACAAACCAUUGGCAAUCCUACAACGAUAGUCGUAAUGCAUCACACCGAUUGUGGUAUGACCCAUUUUCAUGACGACGCCGUCAAAAAGGCUUUGAUUGAACAAUCUCCUAGUGAGAAGGUGGCGAUUGAGGGAAUGAAAUUCGGAGAGAUCAAAGACAGCAUUGAAGAUAGCAUUCGAGAGGAUGUUGCAAUUCUUGAAGCAUCUCCAUUAAUCAAGAAGUCGACUCAGAUUAUUGGGCUUGCCUAUGAUAUUAUGAUGGGUGUUCUUACAGAAGUCAUAGGAAGUAAGAGCGAGGUAUAA